UUUCCCAAGCAUAUAACCACCUCUCUGGUCCCUUCUAUGGCUUCGAUUGUUAGACCAUUAUCAUAAGAUCAAGUCUCAUGCACCAAACUUCUUCUCUUCCCUUCCAGGACCGCCAUCAAGAUAUUACUUUGGUUGCGGCCUAUACUUGUUCUAUCUUUACAUCAUCUACUUCCCUCCGUUCACUUAUUCACAAGCCCUUGGCCCGUCCUCUUAAACACCCGUGCUUGCUGCCUUCUCGCUGAUUGACUUGUACUAUAUCAGCUUCUUUGCUCAAGUUUCCCCUACCAACGAGACAAGUUUUCAUCAGACACAAUGGGAUCCAACUACUGGAACAACAACAGUUGGUAUGAUGCCUCGUCACCACAGGACCAGGCCUCGUCACCAUCUGGAUACUCCUUCGACUAUUAUCAGUCACAGCCUUUGGUCAGAUAUGGUAGUUCUGGCAGUAACUCCCAGGCUUCCACCAGGGGCCCCGAGUCACCUACAGACGGCAGCUACUACACUCUGCAUGGCUCACCAACUAUGGACGAUGCUGUUUAUCAGCAAAGCCCUAGCUAUCAACAGCAUUAUACCUCUGGUCAGACAAGGGCUGGAGAAUCUUCUGUGCCACGGGGCGAAUCUGGAAAUGACUGGCCAGUCUCUUGCCUUCACCCUGGUUGUACUGCUCGCCCUUUCAAGCGUACUGCCGACCUCAUUCGUCACUACAAGAACACGCAUGCUCCCGAAUCGAGCAAGGAUGUCUAUCUGUGUGACUAUCCUCGAUGCACUCGCUUUCGUGAGCCCUUCCACCGUCGCGAUCACUUCCGAGACCAUCUCCGCGAGUACCACUGUGAAGAUAUCAUGAAGCGCGGCGCCACUGUUAACGAAGAGUGGCUCGAAGGUCGCUACACUCCUUCUACUUGGUGGCGCUGCCCCCGAUGCCUUGUCAGAGUCAACAUCUCAAAGCACGGCUACGAAUGCCCCGGGUGUAAGACAUCGUGCGAGUCUAAGCGCAAAGAGAAGCGCCGCAGUCGAUCUUGAGGUGUGUGGGCAGAGAUACGGCCUUGCCCAUACAAUCAGCCAACCACGACGCACCAAGUAUCGCAUUGGAUGGCUUGAAACUACACUUCUGUUUCACUCUGGGCUUCUUCUAUCAGCAAGCUUACACAGACAAACCAGUGGCAUAGUACUGAUCGC
Messenger RNA from Fusarium oxysporum Fo47, 1176 nucleotides. RefSeq lists its product as uncharacterized. NCBI's taxonomy places the organism in Eukaryota, Fungi, Ascomycota, Sordariomycetes, Hypocreales, Nectriaceae. The coding region runs from base 313 to 1020 and encodes 235 amino acids. The transcript has 2 exons. The record is from RefSeq and is a predicted model, not a curated record.